ACUGGGAGGUGACAUCAGUGUUUGCUCAGGUGCACAGCUCCAGGUGCAGGCAGGAGGCGAGAAGCCCGCGCCUUUCUCUGAGUGACGCUGCUGGCGGCUGUCGCUAUCCCGGCUUUGAAAAGAAGUACAACAUCAUGGCAACUCGAAACAGUGAUGAUCCAUGCAGGUCAUGUUCAUCACACAAAAGAAAACUCAAUGAGGUUGAUACAGAGCAGGGCAAAGUGAAUGAAGCAGAAAAUCUCUUACAGAGCACUGUAUACUACCAAAAUCAGAGUGAGAUGGAAGAGAGUGCAGAAAAUGGAAUGAUUGUGCCUGAUCUGCCAGAAACCACAAACCAGACAAGUCCCAGUUCCAGUAUGGAAAUAGGACGUCAGCUGGCAAUCAUUGGAGAUGAACUUAAUCAUCAAAAGAACAGAGAAUUUCAAGGUGUGCAGGCAUACCUUUUUCUCCCAUCUGAAAAUGGAUAUGAGCCCUUCUGUAGAGUUGCUGAAAGAUUAUAUGACAAUGGAAUCAACUGGACCCAAACAAUUGCUCUGCUGAGUCUCAGCUACAAAAUGGUGACUUACGUCUAUCGGAGAGCAGUUAUGGGGUGUUUUGGCAAAGCUACAAAAUCUGUUGCAAAGAUUAUUACAAAGAACCAAGUUGCUCAAUGGAUUAUUGAACAAGGUGGCUGGACCACUGCCUUGUCCGUUGAGAAUGCCAACCUGAAGUGGCUGUUUGGAAUUCUAGUGGCUGUCAUGCUGGGUGUGGUGGUUGCCCAAAGAUUUGUAAACCAUGAAUAGUUCCAUGUGCUGUGCUGGAUCGUCAAAGCUGGUCUUAGACCAAGCAGCAUAUCUGCUGAUUACUUCACCCUGGUGGUGGAUAUUUUUUAUUAUCAAGUUUGAAUAUUAGAAAUAAUGUUUUUCAAAUAUUUUUGCUUUGGAUAUUUAAGUUUUUUUUGGGAAAAGUGCUGGGCCACUCUUACAUUUUCUAAACUUUAAUAAUAUAAUGAUGUAAUUGAAUAUAUGACUGUUGCUGAUAACUGUCUAGGUUGAUUGCCUUUGGGAUAUUUGCUAUAGUUUUUCUUAUAUUGUACAAAAUUAUUGUGAUGAUCCUGGCAACACUGUCUUGAACUAUACUAUGAAAAAGAGCUAUUAUUACAUAAGUAUAAAAAGAAUGGUCAUCAUUUCUAGUCAGAACUUUUAUUUAGUGAAAUUUUCUUGUUUGGUAUUGAUGUAACAUGAUCUGCCCAUUUGAUGCAGGUAUUAACUUGUUUGGAUCAAUACAUCCAUCCAGUAGGGUAUACCAUAAAAAAUAAAAGCAAGACACCUCAGAUGCUCGAAAUCUGAAAUAAAAGCAGAAAGUGUUGAAGAAACUGAACAGGUCUGGCAGCAUCUGUGAAGAGAGACACAUAAUACAAUCUUUGCACUCAAAAUGUUAACUUUGUUUCUUUCUGUACAGACAUUGAUCAACUUACUGAGUUUCUCCAGCACUUUCCGUUUUAUGCCAUUCAAACAAAUUAAAGCCAGUUUUUAAAUCCAUUAACCAAUGAGAACAAUACUGGUGUGGUUUGAGAUAAGGACAGAAUCUAAUCUCCCUUUUUUAAAGUUGUUGAGCAUUUAUUGCCCAUUCAUUCAAAGAUGGUGAUGAGUUGACAUCUUGAGCAGCUCCAAUUCCCAUGGGUUAAGUAUACACACAUUAGGAAAAGAGUUAGAAUCAUGGUCCCAAUAAUCAUCAUUUUAACUUCUGAGUGUGGUAACUGGUUGCAGGCAGCCAAGGAACUCAUGAAUAUGCAAAAUUUGGGAUUCUGUGAUAUAAAUAGAAUGUGGUUUUAACUCCAGGCUGGACUUAAAGAUAAACCUCGCAGUAAAAGCUGGUUGCUAGGCAGCAGUAGGGCCAGAUGAUAGGGGUGUAAGAAAAGGAAAUGUAAUAUUUUCCUUGUGGAUCAGGAACCAAGACUCCAAGGAACCGUUGGUCCAUCUGUGCCAGACUUCCUUCCCAUCACUACUUAUUGCAGGGAGCUGCUUCCUUGUGUCCCCAGCAGCUGUCUCCUGCCAUUCUAAAUCACACUGAUCAUUGAUUGUCUACUUAAUCAUUCCUACCAGGUUUGACCUGGAGUCCAAUCUUGAUUAGGUAAUUGAAGUUCAAGAGAUAUAAUCUCUCCAGGUUCCCCCUUAAGCUACAAAAUAUGCUUUAUGCUUGGUCCUCACACAUAGAUCUUGAGGUAAAAUCAGGAUGAUUAUCACGCACUAAUAUCACACAAUCUGAUUUCACCAGAGAAAAGCUAGAAAAAAAAACUUAGAGACUUGAAAUCAGCUUGGUUAACGCAAUCUCUCAUUGCAAAUUUGAACUGUUUAACCCUAUGGCUGUGUAAAAUAAUGGAUAUUUGAGAGAAUACAAAUGCAACUAUUAAAAUCAGCUAUGGGUCAAAACAAAGAAAACCAGCCAAGGAAUCCAUAUACAACAAAAACAAGCAGCAUUAUUGUAAAGAUAACUUGGAAUAGUGUUUGCUUAAGUGUGGUAGGGUUAUAGUAUUUUAGUUGAUGUUUUUUGUGAGCCCUAUAAGUAAAAAAAAUUCUGUUGUGAUGUUAUGUAUUGUUUUGUUGUACUAAAUUUUCACUCUCCCACUGAACACCAUCUCUUUCCGCCUCACCUCCUGAAAUCUACUUAUUUUGCUUAGCAUUUCAUACAAGAUGAAUGAGUAAUGAAGUCAAGUGAGAGAACAUCAGGAUGCAAGCUACAAGCUAAGCUUCCCUUCCUCUUAGAAUCUCCAGGCUUUUAAAAUGCCAACAUUGCACAUUGGCUUCUCUCAUCUGCUCUCUCUACUUUUUAAACUUUCAGUGAAAUCCUGUCUAUGUCUUUUAAAAAACAACAAUUGACGUGGUGAUUACUGAACUUGGUUCUGAAGAUCGCUGAUGCAUCUUAAAUAUUCUAAGUUCCUUGAUGAAAUAAAAUGAAGGUUUCCCUAGUCCUAGAGGACCACUCUCUUUCGAGAAAGACAACUGUUGGUGAGUUGAAUUUGAGAACCACCUUGCUUCAGGAGAGGGAUGAGAUUGAGAAGACAGAGCCUUUUAUGGUGACCUCGCCUGGAACAAGAAUUGAAUCUAUAUUGUUAGUGCCACUCUGCAUCACAAAUAACUAUUCAGCCAGUUGACCCAAGUCACCUCAAUAUUUUCUUUUAUACAAUAUUGAAAGUGUAAUAGUUUGUAAGCUGUGUCAUUUAUCUAUCACUUACCUAUUUACAUCUUAACAAAGAUGUUUAUAUACAUGCAUACCCUGUCUAUGGAAAAUUUACUUUACACUCUGUUGUCACACUUUUUGGCUAGCCUUUAGAUUUUCAUAUUUUGAAUGAGAUAACCAAAGGGAGCCUGCUACCAUGUAGUUGCACAAUCCGGCCACCAGAUAGCAUUGUAUUAUCAUUUCCCCCGCAACAUUUUGAAUAUUUUUCCUCAAUAACUGGAAUUUCUAAUGUCCAAAAAAAGCUUUUCUCAAGUGGAAAUUGUUUGUUGUAAUUGUCUAUUUUCUAUAAAUGUAAUGACUUAUUUCCCAAACGCACAUUGGUUAGUCAUAUCACCAAUGUACCAUCUGGCUGAUAUCUCUUUUUCAAUUUGACUUUGUUUUAACAUUAAAGCUUAUGAUCUUGAAGAAUGUAUAA
This is a messenger RNA of Hemiscyllium ocellatum (epaulette shark), 3634 nucleotides long. RefSeq names its product bcl-2 homologous antagonist/killer-like. Gene Ontology annotation, cellular component: mitochondrial outer membrane. Bases 135 to 782 code for a protein of 215 amino acids. The record is from RefSeq and is a predicted model, not a curated record. Gene Ontology annotation, biological process: regulation of apoptotic process; intrinsic apoptotic signaling pathway in response to DNA damage; extrinsic apoptotic signaling pathway in absence of ligand. Gene Ontology annotation, molecular function: protein homodimerization activity; protein heterodimerization activity. NCBI's taxonomy places the organism in Eukaryota, Metazoa, Chordata, Chondrichthyes, Orectolobiformes, Hemiscylliidae. The transcript is spliced from 7 exons.